Morus notabilis is the source of this 4016-nucleotide messenger RNA. RefSeq lists its product as uncharacterized. The coding region runs from base 78 to 3878 and encodes 1266 amino acids. NCBI's taxonomy places the organism in Eukaryota, Viridiplantae, Streptophyta, Magnoliopsida, Rosales, Moraceae. The record is from RefSeq and is a predicted model, not a curated record. The transcript is spliced from 6 exons.
UUGGAGAGCAGUUAAGCACAUCGAGUAGAGUUAUUGAAGCUUCAUUUUCAAGGGAUAGAUUGGAUGUGGAGUUACGAAUGUUUGGAAUACAUCAAGUAUUUAAUCAUGAAGUGGAAGACUUCAGUAACAAACUAGCUCAAAGUUCUAAUGACCACUUGUAUCUUGAAAUGAAUUUUAAUCGACAUUGCCAGAAAUUAUUAGAGGGUGCAAAUGAAUUGGUGGACUCUGACAAGAUCACAGUCAUCAAGAAUGGAGAAGGUAGUUCGGGAGUGCCUCAAAAUGAAGCAGAACACGAUGACACUGCCUGGGAUGAUAUAGAUUCAAUUGAAUAUAAAAAUUUCAUAAAUGAAACAUACUCAUUGCUUUCAGCAGUCUUUCAGGGAAGCUUUGCACGUCACAACUGUUUCUAUUUGUUAUUGCCUUUCCCAAUACUUUCACCAUGGUUCUUCCACCACAGCGUGGGGAACGUAGCAGUGUGCUACCUUCCUCCUAAUAUAUACGAAGAUGAGAGAUGGUUGGGUCUGGAAUUAUAUGUCAAAUGUGAAUUACGUCGAUCUCGCACAGUUGGUGAUUCGACUUCAGAAAUAGUUGAUCUUAACAUUGAUCUGUACGCCCAUGGGAAAAGUAUGUCACCUAUAUUGUGUCAUAAGAUCAAAAUACCUGUACAUAGUCGCUUUGUUACAAUUCAUGUCCCCCGCAAGUAUUUCUCAGAAGAGUUGAAUAACUAUGAAGGUCUAAGCGUCAUCUUUAUGCCCACUACCCCAGAUGUGGAAGUCAAAAUGUGUGGAACCAGGUUGUUGUACGAGCAAGAGUCGAAGAUGAUAAGCAAAGGAAUAAUACAGUGCAUAUUUCAAAUCCCAAGUUUGCUUCAAGUUGUUCAUGAAGCAGCAAUAGGGCUUCUUCAGAGUGAUCAAAGUGAUAACGAUGAGAGUAAUAUUGCACUGCAACGAGAAAUGCCCCAAUCUAGUCGCAUGCCUACUUAUGAACCAAGGGAAAGGAAUAUAAUAAAGUCAUUACAAAAGUUUCUGACAAGUACUGAACAACUCGCAAAGGAAGUUUCAACUUCCAUAGGUAAGCACGGAAGGGAAUAUGCUGAGAAGCGAGUUUUUGUUAAUGCUGACUCGGUCUUACUCCACUCCAAACAGUCAUUUUUGAAGAAUUGGGAAAACAAGCAAGAAGAUACUCCGUGCGAAUUGUCUGGUACUUUCAACCAUUUGCAUAUAAUUGCAGAGAGUAUACUCUCCGUAAGCGAUUCACAAAACCAGAUCGAAACUCUUAAAGUUCUGCUUAGAGAAUUCUUCAAGCAUCGCGUCCUAGUCACACUCAGCCUAAAAGGGCAUAUAGUCUUUGCUUUAAAGAAUUUUGUUCCCGGCUCACCAUACAAUUUAUGUUUCCCUCAGAAGGGGAUUCCAAAAUGGUUUGAUGAUCAUCAACUUAAUAACUCUAUGGUGGCAAUUGCACUCCCUCCAAAUCUAAGCCAUGACGAGAGCUGGAAGGGGCUUGUCAUAUGUGCAUCCUUUUCAGUGAAUGAGAAUCCAGAUGCUUUUUCGAAAGGAUCGUUCAGGCUUCUCUGUCACUUAGCAAGCGAAGGAAUUUGCAUGAAUCCUGUCGCGUUAUGUUCUGUCACCAAAGAUAAAAUCAAGUGGUUGUACGUGCGCGGGUUCAUUUGGUUGGCCUACAUUCCUAAUGUGAUGCUUGCUGAUGAGCUGAAUGGAAAGCAUAUAGUAGAGGCCAAGAUUUACAGUUAUUGCCCCGGCUUAAUUGUGGACAAGUGUGGCAUCCGCUUAUUGUAUGAGAAUGAUGUGGAAGAACUUAAGCAAACAAUAAUCCAGUGUUGCACUUCAUUCGUCAAAGAUUGGGAUAUCAUGGAUAAACUCGUAGCAAAUGAAGAUGAUGAAGCUUCAUUUUCAACGGAUAGAUUGGAUGCAGAGUCACGAAUGUUUGGAAUGCAUCAAGUAUUUAAUCAUGAAGUAAAAGACUUCAGUGACAAACUAUCUCAAAAUGCUAACGACCACUUGGAUCUAGAAAUGAAUUUUGAUCGACAUUGCCAGAAAUUAUUAGAGGUUGCAGCCUCUGGCAACAUCACAGCAGUCAAGCUUGAAGGAGGAAGUAGUUCGGGAGUGACUCAAAAUGAAGCUGAACAAGAUCACACUGUCUGGGAUGCUAUACCUUCAACUGAGUAUAAAAAUUUCAUAAAUGAAACAUACUCAUUGCUUUCAGUAGUCUUUCAGGGAAGAUUUGCACGUCACAACUGUUUCCAUCUUGUAUUCCCUUUUGCAGCACUUUUACCGUUGUUCUUCCACCAUAGCGUGGGGAAUGUAACAGUGUGCUACCUUCCUUCUAAUAUAUACAAAGAUGAGAGAUGGCUAGGGCUUGAAUUAUACGCCGAAUGUGAACCCCGUCGAUCUGACUCAGUUGGUGAUUUGGCUUCUUCAAAAGGAGUUGAUCUUGAGAUUGAUCUAUACGCCCAUGGGAAAAGUAUGUUACCUAUAUUCACUCACCGUAUCAACAUACCUAUUAGCGGUUUUGUUGCAAUUCAUGUUCCGCGCAAGUAUUUUCCGGAAGACUUGAAUAACUUUAAAGGUAUAAGUGCCAUCUUUAAGCCCUCUACCCCAGAUGUUGUAGUCAAAAUGUGUGGAACCAGGUUGUUGUACGAGCAUGAGUCGAAGUUGAUAAGCAGACGAAUAAUGGAGUCCAUAUUUCAAAUGCCAAUGGUUCUUCGUUUUGUGCAUGGAGUAGUAAAUGGGCUCCUUCAGAAUUAUCAAAGUGAUGAUGAUGAGAGUGAUAUUGCAUUCAAACGAGAAAUGCCUCAAACUAGGACCACUUAUGAACCAAGGGAAUGGAAUUUUAUGAAGUCAUUGCAAAAGCUUCUGACAAGUGCUGAACAAUUCGCAAGGGAAGUUUCAACUUCAAUAGAUGAGUACAGAAGGGAAUAUGUAGAGAGGCGAGCUUUUAAUGAUACUGACCCAGUUUUAGUCCACUCCAAACACUCAUUUUUUAAGAACAGGGAGAACAUCCAAGAAGAUACUUUGGGCGAGUCGUUUGGUACUUUCAACCAAGCAAACACUGUGAGCCAAUUGGCUGGUAUUUUUAACCAUUUGGCGGAGGCUACUUUCAACCAAAAAGACACUCUGAGCGGAUUGCCUAGUACUUUCAACUGUUUGCAUAUAAUGGCAGAGAUUACUUGCAACCAUUUGCAUAUAAUGGCAGAGAGUAUACUCCACGUAAGCGAUUCGCAAAACCUGAUCGAAACUCUUAAAAUUCUGCUUAGAGAAUUCUUCAAGCAUCGCGUCCUAGUCACACUCAGCCUAAAAGGACAUAUAGUCUUUGCUUUAAAGCAUUUUGUUCCGAGCUCACCAUACAACUUAUGUUUCCCUCAGAAGGGGAUUCCAAAAUGGUUUGAUGAUCACCAACUUAAUAACUCUAUGGUGGCAAUUGCACUUCCUCCAAAUCUAAGCCAUGACAAGAGCUGGAAGGGGCUUGUCAUAUGUGCAUCCUUUUCAGUGAAUGAGAAUCCAGACGCUUUUUCGAAAGGAUCGUUCCGGGUUCUCUGUCACUUAGCAAGCGAAGGAAUUUGCUUGAAUCCUGUCGCGUUAUGUUCUGUCACCAAAGAUAAAAUCAAGUGGUUGUACGUGCGCGGGUUCAUUUGGUUGGCCUACAUUCCUAAUGUGAUGCUCGCAGAGCUGAAUGGAAAGAACAGUGUGGAGGCUAGGAUUUACAGUCAGUACCCCGGCUUGAUUGUCGACAAGUGUGGCAUCCGCUUACUGUACGAGAAAGAUGUGGAACAACUUAAGCAAACAAUAAUCCAGUGUUGCACUUCAUUCGUCGAAGAUUGGGAUCUCAUGGAUAAAUUCGUAGCAAAUGAAGAUUAUGAAUAAUGAUCACGUACCUUAGCCCAUCCAGGGUCCACCAGAGUUAGACAAGACUCGGAGGAUCGCGCUUACCAGGAAAAAUGCAGAUUUGAAUUUGAGAUAUUGACUGAUGCAUGGAAGAUCGAAACAGAACUGUUUUUUUUU